Molecule: messenger RNA, 3533 nt
Organism: Polypterus senegalus (gray bichir)
Lineage: Eukaryota; Metazoa; Chordata; Cladistia; Polypteriformes; Polypteridae
Gene: arhgef16
Product: Rho guanine nucleotide exchange factor (GEF) 16
Exons: 15
Coding region: 389-2536 (715 amino acids)
Biological process (GO): activation of GTPase activity
Molecular function (GO): guanyl-nucleotide exchange factor activity; protein binding
Source: RefSeq, a predicted model, not a curated record
UUGUAUAUCGUGGACGCCGCUCAGGUUGGCCCGAUACGCACUUUGAUUUUCCCGCUAUUACGUAAUUUUCGUUUUCGCGCCUGUGCGCUGGCUUUAGCGCGAGAAGCACAAUCUGCCUUUACCUGCGAAGCGCACACCUAUGCUGACGUGACUACACGAGAACGCGCACAGCCUGCUAGUCUCUCUCUGAUAGGAACCGCCCGCCCCUAAUGAGUUCAAGGCAGCCUGCUUGAGUGACCCAACUACAAAAGAUAAAGACUUUCCAUAUUCAACCUUGGUUUCAUGUCUGUUGCAGCUCUUCUAAUGGUGUGGCAUUUAUGUUGAGUAAACAAGUAUCUCUAAACAGACACGGACAUUGCAAAUAAGGAGUAGGAAGCUGUGCCUGACCAUGUCGCAGAGGCACUCCGAUGGUUCAAUUGGGGACCAGGCCCCUCUUCUACUGGAAAGCAAAUUUGCAUCUGAUCUUCAUUUAGAAACACAGACUGGUGCACGUUCUAAAUCAGCCUUAAGGCCAAAGCAACAAUCUGUGGGAUCAACUUUGAAAGUUGACCGUCCUACGUCACAGACCUCUCUUAGUACUGAUGAGAAUGAUAAGAAAGUUGUCUUGAGCACCGAAAGUCAAGCAGCACUACGGCGUGGCACUCAGCAGCUUAUCCCAAAGAACCUGGCUGUGGCUAGUCGGCCAAAACAUCGCUACCAUACAACUGUAGUGACAAUGCCAGUUCCAGAAAGUGAGCCGGAGAAAGAUAAACGGGUUUCUGCCCCAGACCUUGCCUGGGAGGACCAUUUCCAUGAGGAUAUGGAGGAGGAAGGAGGCAUGCUAAAAAGGAAUCUUCGUAACCAGUCCUAUCGUGCUGCAGUGAAAUUCUUUGACUGUGGAGAUAAAGAAGCAAUGAAGUUGAACACUUCACUAAAGCCAGUUACAGAGGAGAAGGCUUCUUCACCACAGGUGUCAUCCAAAUCCAAAAAAACUCUGACAAGGAAGAGGAAUGCAAAACAUGGUUCCUUCAAAGACGAACCACGAUUGUAUCAGGAGAUCCGAGAACGAGGUUUGCAUGCAAGCAGCUGUCAGGAUGCAGAUGAUGACCUGUUGGAUGACUUUGUACAUGUUGAGCACCCUGAACCAGAUGAAGGCAUUGUUGUCAAGAGCUACAGGCCAGCACAUAUCACUUGGAGCCAGCUACCCCAGGUCCAGGAGAUGGGUAUACUGGAAAAUAUCUCACCUGAGGAACGCAAACGUCAAGAAGCCAUUUUUGAAAUCAUAACUUCAGAGUACUCCUAUCAACACAGUUUAGACAUCCUUGUGCGUCUAUUCAAAAAAUCAGAAGCUCUGAGAAAGACACUUGCUGUCAUUGAACAUCAUCACCUUUUCUCAAAUAUCUCUGACAUUCUGGAAGCUAGCAAAAAUUUUUUUGAAGACCUUGAAAAGCGCCAUCGUGACAACCCUUUCAUCAAUGACAUCAGUGACAUUAUGGAGUACCAUUCCACAAACACAUUCAAACCAUAUAUUAUAUACUGCUCUAAUGAAGUCUACCAGCAAAGGACUUUGCAAAAGCUGCUGGCAAGUAAUAUGCCUUUUAAGGAUGCUCUGAAGAAAAUUGAGAUGAUGCCAGAAUGUGGUGGGCUCCCAAUGAUCUCAUUUCUUAUACUGCCAAUGCAAAGAGUGACCAGAUUGCCUCUGCUCAUGGAUACAGUUCACCAGAAAACAAGUAAACAGUCGCCAGAGUUUGAAUCUGCUGCCUCAGCCCUGAAAGCCAUUAGCAAGCUUGUCAGAAAAUGCAAUGAUGGGGCAAGACGAAUGGAAAAGACUGAGCAGAUGUAUACAAUACAGAAACAGCUGGAGUUUGGCAAAAUCAAGCCAUUCCCCCUGAUUUCUGCAUCACGAUGGCUGUUGAAACGUGGAGAAUUGGCUGCCUGCAUGGAGGAACUCAGCAUUUUCUGGAAGGCCUUUACCAACAAAACCUACUACCUCUUUUUGUUCAAUGAUGUGCUUAUUGUCACAAAAAAGAAAAGUGAGGAGAGCUAUUUGGUAUUGGACUAUGCCACACUACAGCACGUUGAGGUAAAGGCACUUGAGCCCAAUGAGGUGCAGCAGUCCCCUACUUCAAAGGUUGCUAGUGGGACACCCCGCAGCGCUACUGGACUGCACUUGUUCAGAGUGCUGAUGAAGAAGAACAGUGAAGGCCGAGAAGAGCAGAUUACUUUGUCAACUGACACCCUGAGUGAUCGCGCUCGAUGGGUCAGUGCACUGCAGCACCAGCAAAAUACAAGUAGAAGCACCACAAACAAAGAAGACUUGCCACAAGUGGAAGUUAUCAAGGCCUACCUAUCUAAACAGCCCGAUGAGCUAGCUCUCCAGCAGGCUGAUGUAGUCACAGUUUUACAGAAGGUUGAUGGUUGGUACCAGGGUGAGAGGUUGCGGGAUGGAGAGAGAGGAUGGUUUCCUGACAGCUGUGCAAAGGAGAUUACUAAUCGCGUUGCUGUAGAACGCAACGUACGACGCAUGGAGAGGCUACGCAAAGAAACAGAUGUGUGAAGCAGAUAGGCCACAACAAUAUGCCAGUGUGCUCAUUUUUGCAAGAUAAUCAUAACAAGGAUGACAACAGACUUGAACAGAUGCACCCCAGAAUUGUGUUUGCUAGUGUUGCGUAAGCUAAAGGAUGCUGGGUAUUUUAAUGGUGACAGCAAUAAUGGAAAUUUAAAGCUUUUCCCUCUGUUGCUGUUCUGCAUAAUUAUUAGCAUCAUCCUAUCUUGUAUGGCCAUAGGAACAUGUGGGUAAGUUAUUUUGUCUUGGGCUAUGGAUUUUAGUUUAAAUCAGAAACUGGAAAAGAGUACCACAGCGAGAUGGGAAGCCAGCCUGGCUGUAAGCAGAGAUACUUAUCUCUGAAUUAUUUCUGAGUGAAAGAGAGUUUCCUUGCAAUAUGAAUUUCAUCUUUGAUAUAUUUGCAGUAGAGUGAUUCUUAUAAUCGCUGCCAAAGCACUGCCUGAAAACAUUUUAAUAUUUAGUAAAAACUUCAUGUACAGUAUGUAUUUCAAAUCCGAGUAACUAUAAAUCUUUGGGGGGUAGAUAUGUGUGCAUAUUCAAGAGAUUUUGGGGGUUUGGGGAAAGGGGGGGUGUUAUGUAAAUACAAACCUGUCUCAGUUCGUGGCAAAAUGUCCUUGAACAGUUUUGAAACCAACUUUGACAUGUCUGUAUGUGGGGUGGGUAGGGAUUGUGACCAAUGCAGAAUUAUCAUUUCAAUUUGUGGACUAUGCCAAGUAAGGCCACUUUAUCAGAAAAGAGGACUAUUUUAUUAAAUAUGUCACAGUGUGUUAUCUGAACAGUCACACCGUGGUUUUGAUCAUUUAUUUAAAUCCAAUAAUUAUGUUAAUUGCAAAACUGAAUUUUGAUAGGAAAAAAAUAAAAUACUUCUGUAUUGUUAAAUUUUUUGCAUUGUUAGGGGGGACUGGUCCUUCUGGGACUUUAAAAACUGUAAUUUAAAAUUGAAUUUGCACAAAUAAAGCAGUUUCAGAACAAGAGCUGUAGAAUGUUA